Molecule: messenger RNA, 5220 nt
Organism: Lethenteron reissneri (Far Eastern brook lamprey)
Lineage: Eukaryota; Metazoa; Chordata; Hyperoartia; Petromyzontiformes; Petromyzontidae
Gene: SP3
Product: Sp3 transcription factor
Biological process (GO): regulation of transcription by RNA polymerase II
Molecular function (GO): DNA-binding transcription factor activity, RNA polymerase II-specific; RNA polymerase II cis-regulatory region sequence-specific DNA binding
Source: RefSeq, a predicted model, not a curated record
CGCGCGGUCACGUGGUGCACCAGGCGAGGCCCGCGUCGCUAGGCCCGGGCGCGGGCGGUAUGAGCGAGCCGGAAAAGAGCGAGCAAACCACGACGACCACGACGACGACGACUACACCCAGUGCCGCGGCCGACGGAGAGACGCUGCAGCAGUCGAACCCCGCAGCGAAUAGCCAGGCCCAGGACACGCAGGCCUCGCCUCUGGCACUCCUCGCGGCCACGUGCAGCAGGAUCGAGACGCCCCCGAGUGAGGCGGAAGCGGCCCAGGCGCAGGUGCAGCAGGUGCAGCCGGGAGCUCUGAGGAUUGUGGCCGGCCCAGGCCAAACGCUUCUGCACGCGCUGGAGCUCACUCAGCUCGCCGCGACGCCCAAUGGGUGGCAGAUCAUUGCCUCCCCGACCUCGGCCGGGACGGCUCCUGCGUCGUCGUCGUCGGCGGUGGCGGACAGCGGCAGCACCACUGACGUGCAGGCCUCGUCCGGCGUGGUGCAGGUAGCGUCGGGCCAGAGCGGCACCGAAUCGAUGCUCAAAAUCGGCCCGAGCGGGCAGCUGGUGUCGGUGACGCAGCAGCAGUCCCAGCAGCAGGCGCAACAGCAGGCGCAACAGCAACAGCAGCCACAGUUUGUGCAGUAUCAGGUCCUGCCACAGCUGCAGACAAUAGAUGGCCAGCAGAUUCAGAUAAUGCAGCAAGAUAGUCAGAUACAGCUCGUGCCGGUGAGCCAGACACAGACCCAAUCGACCCAAGGCGGCUCUGGUCAGCAGCCUGUGCAAAUCAGGCCGGCAGGAACGAGCUCCGCGGGUGGUACGGCCACCACGGCCACCUUUCCCGUGCAGAUCCAGGGCCAGAUUGGCCAUGGCUCGCAGCAGAUGCAGCUCAUCAACUUGCCGGUCGGCGGUAGCAACAACCUGACUUUCACGUUGCCGCUGUCACUGGGCGGAAGCCCCGCUCAGAACGUGACGGUCGUCACUGGGGCCACUUCGGAGCAACAGGCAGGUGGCGAUGCUGGCGUCAGUAGCAGCGCCGCUACCUCGGAGGGUGGCAGCUCGUCGGCCAUCUACACCACGGCUUCGGGCACCUCGCCGCACGUCACCAUCUCGUCCAUUGACUGCGUGACGCCCAUUUCGACCGCCUCGCAGGGCCAGCAGCAGGUGCAGUUGCAGAACCAGUAUCAUCUGCAGCAGCCCUUCCAGCAGCAGCAGGUGCAGAUGGUGAGCGGGUUGAGUCCACAGAUGCUUCAGGCCGCGCUGCAGGCCGCCUCGCUGUCUGCGCAGUCGCAAGAUCAGGGCCAGCAGCCGUCCACCUUCCUGAUCCGCACCCCCACCAUUUUGCCAUCGGGGCAGAUCGGCUGGCAGACCAUCCAAGUGCAGAAUAUACAGGGCCUCCCCAUUAGUGGUGGUGGUGGGCAGGCCAUUGCACUGGCGCCCGUUCAGGCCACAGCCCAGACUGGCGCCGGUACAGCUCCGCAGCAGAAGUUUGUGCAGACGGUGGUGCCUGUCGGUGGGGCUACCACCACCACGGGUACGUCACAAGCAUUGGUGAACUCGCUGGGCACUGUCGGGAUCCAACUGCAGGGGACGCAAGUGUCUACUGCUACAGGCCAGACGCUGACACAGGACGGCGGCUAUCCCAAGUGGCAGUUGAGCUCGCAGCCUGUGACCAUAUCCGGCGGACAAGGCGGGACCAGCAUUUUUGCGCUGGACGCCUCCCAGCUGGGACAGCUGGCGCUGGCAGACGAGAGCGGCGGCGGCGGAGGUGGCGUCAGCGGAGAUGCGGUUGAGGGAGAGGGAAAGCGGCUGCGGCGGGUGCCUUGCAUGUGCCCAAACUGCAGGGACAGCGAGGGCAAGGUCACCGGAGAAGCCGGACAGAAAAAGCAGCACAUCUGCCACAUCACAGGCUGUAGCAAGGUGUACGGCAAGACGUCGCACCUGCGUGCUCAUCUGCGCUGGCACUCGGGCGAACGGCCUUUCGUGUGCACCUGGUUACACUGUGGCAAGCGUUUCACGCGCUCCGAUGAGCUGCAGCGGCACAAGAGGACGCACACAGGUGAGAAGAAGUUCAUCUGCUCCGAGUGCUCGAAGCGCUUCAUGCGGAGCGACCACCUGUCCAAGCACAUGAAGACCCACUCGGCCAAGCGCGUCGGCAUCUCCGGUGACGCCGACUUGGACCCCGAGGCCAAAGGCGACACGGAGGUGGAGGGCGACGACGGCAGCCGCCCCACGACCGUCGGCGACAUCCUGGCGGCCGCCGGGCUGGUGACGCUCACGACCGUGCCGGCCGAGCUCAUGAUCGCCACCUCCGUGGCCACCACGCCCGAGUCGAGUCACGACCCCACCAAUGGCGGCGGCAUGUCGGGCACGGACGGCUGAGCUGGGGAGGGGGGCGGGGGAGCGGGUGGGCGGGCAGCGCGCGAUGCCACGGGGCUGGCGGGGGGCAGGGAGGGGAAGGGGGUUGGGGGGGUCUGCGGAGGCGCGAGGAGCGAUUGGGUUCAAACGAUAGUCGGUGCUCGCUCACUCGCUGGCAACAUACGUCCGUCAGUACAGAUCGGUAUGUGAAAAGUUAACGAACAUUCCCACGGCGACGCGUCCUGUUCGUGGCGAGUGCGCAGCGCAAGCUGCCCAGUUUAACCCUACUCCGGUAAAAAUAAAUCGGUCAAUAAAUUACACCUUUAGUAGUUCACCUCCGCUGUUUGCGCACAGUAACAACACGUGCAGGUUAUGACAUUCGGAGACAAUGUUCUGAAAUACUCUGCAGUGGUUGCGUUACGGUUGGCCUCGGUUGUGUUGUGUGUUUUGGAGAUGCAUUUUGCAGGAGCAGUCCCUCCAAUUUCCAAAAACACUUAGCCGUGUUUUUCAAACUAGAGUUGUUAACUCUUAAAUGUAUCUUGCAUUUAGAUAAAUUGUUCAGUAAUAAGAGCCUCUUGUCAGUUUUGAACCUGAGCGCACAUUGGCCCUCCGUAAUUCUAGCAGCGACUCCAAAACCCAAGGAAGUUUUGUGCUCAGAAGUUUGUGCUUCCUAUGCCGUCUCGCCAGGUGUCAGGGUGUCACUCUCGUGGUCCCUGAACAGGUUGAUUUUUGCAUUAAUAUUGUUAGUUUAAGUUCCCUUUGUGUUUUAUUUACCUUUUUUAGUAUAAUUUUGUUAAGUUGCUGUAUUUUAUUUCAUUGGUAUCUUUAAUCACAAAACCCCCUGUUGCUCUCAAAUUGCCCACACUUCCACAGUAGACGUGUAACGAAUAUUUUUCUGUCUCCGUAGGUUGUCACGAUCAUAUGUGCAGUCCUUUUCACUUGUAGUCGAUGCUUUAUGACCAUUCAUAUUGGAUAAAACAAGCAAACACGUAAUAUGUCAUAAAACUGCUACUUUAGUGAGCUUAUUCAUAAAAUAAAAGGUUUAAAAGACGUGUUUUUAUGCUCUCGCUGAGAGUCCAGGAAGAUCUUGACAUUUCAGUUGACUGGCCUUAUUCAGCAAAUACUGAGGUUUACAUCGUCAUAUUUGCCAUUAGUGAUGUUCGGUGGUAGGGUGGUAUUAGAUUACGGACCCCUGGGCUUCAAAAAGUCGUUAUGUUUUGAAAAGUGUAAAAUACAUUCUAAAAGUAAAUAUGCAGAUUGAGUGUGUAAUGAGCCCUCAUGUUAACAACUUAAAUUGACUGACGUGCAUUGAUUUUUGCCACGUACCCACGUCUACACAUUUGGCAUUUUAAAACAAUUGCAUUCCACAGCCUCAUUCACACACGUGUAGGAUGCACGGAUACACUCACUAUGCAGGACUGCUUUUAAAAAAGCAUAUUCACAUUGACAGUCAUAAAAUACAACAGGUUUAAUUAGUCACAUUUUGCCAACUUUUCAGAUGUCCACACAAUGUAUAACUAAAGUGUAAUUAUUUUCUGAAUCUGCAAAUUUACCUACAGAAUGCAUUCAAACGGCUUUCAAAUUCUGAUGACUAAAUGCACCCCAGUCAGUAGGUUAAUUCAUCAGCUGUCACCCGCCCCCCACCCAACUUCAACUAUCAGGACUAUCUUGAUUUGAAGCUUUCGUGACUGCAGAAAUCCAUACUCUUUGGUUCUUUCUGUAAAGUCACGUAGGUAGAAAAUAAAUCACGACGUUUUGAUCGCAACACAAGCGGUCGUCUUCAGGCAGAAAAAAUAUAAUCCAGCAAAGGAACUGCUGAACAGGACUUUAAAUUUUGUAAAACUGAGUAUUUACCAAAGGACAGUCGACUGAACACCAAUAAAAACCUGAUACAAUUCGACUCGUAAGACGUAUAACAUUCCGCAUCUGUGUGCGGAAUGCACCGUGCUCUCUCAGCAGGGUAUGAAUCCGAUGCGCUGCGUACGUUACUGGCAAAGUAGUGGGUUUGCUUCUUUUUUUUACUUUGGUUUUGGUAAAUUCCAUGGUUCUGUUUAUAUGUAUGUACUGUCAGGCAUGGUGUUUGGGUAGGCUUGUUAAGUCCGGGAGCAAUCGUGAUGCCUCCUCUGCAUGUUGUGGGAUGUUGGGAUUUUCACCCGUCUUACACCUUGGCGCGUCGGUUCCUGCUCACAAGCUACAGAGUGAUAGCUUCUCCUACGUGCAUUACCACUGCGGUAGCGAGAUCUCCACGUGUAAUUUAGCGACUGACAUAGCAUAAUGCGCCAUCACCCAGGAUUUUAAAAUAAAAGUGGCAACGGCAAAGGUGUAAAUUAAGAAAUUCCGACUGAAAAGUAAGCCUUAACCAAACGUAACGUAACAUUUUAAAUGCUGUUCAAUAAUGGUUAUUUUGUAAUAAUGAAAGUGCGCAAGGCCUUAAAGUAUAACUUUAUAUAUCUCCAUGAGGAUUCUCUUGCAGGAUACGUAGUGUAGUGUUCCAUUAGUUUUAAAAUUGAUUGGGAUGUUGGAAUGCUUUUUUUAAAUGUCGCUUUAUAUCAAGUUUGACGGCUCAGUGUAUUUUCUAUCGAAAUAAUUGUCGUGACCUGUUUCCCCACUGAGCAAAGUACUAAGCCUGGAUGGGACGUUGGGUUUUACACUUGUGCAGCGGCAUUUCAAGUAAUUGUUUUGGAUUUGUAAAGGCUUAAGUCAUGAUGUUUUAAAACCAUUCUCUGUAAAUGUGCCCUGUUUUAUUAACUCUUCGCAUAUGUACCUUUACGUAUAAUGUAUGCCCUCUUUUUUUAAGAAAAAAAAGUUUUUUGUAUAAGGUGUGAGCAUUUGAAAUUCAGAACAUUGCUUGUACUUUUAAAUUAUAUACAAGAUUCUGUAA